CGGGCAGAGAAAAGAGCCUAUCAAAUGUAAAACGGAGCUGCUGCUGCUGCUGCUGCCGCCGCUUAAGAAUAUUGUCAAAGACUUGACAGGUCCUGAUUUGGGUUGGUCAUUAGCAGCCGGAACUUUGUUCACCACAAUUAAAUUAGGACAAUGAAAGAAACUCGAAUGCGUAAUUUGGACGCGUAAUUUCCAACCGCCCAAUCUCUUGGAUGCUUCCAAAUCCCAGCGCGAGGACCUGACCUGUCCUGUCCGUGCUCGCACUUCAACCAUGACAUUACGUUAUUCGUCUUUCUCCAUCACGGACAUCCUCACCGGAUGUGACUCCCGGGGGAAGAAGAAGAAGCCAGGCACGAAGAGCGCAGCGGCGGAGCCGUGCGCAGCAGAGCGUAACGAAUGCGCCGAGCAAAAUGGCACCUGCAGAGCCUCUGAUGUGUGCCACCAAGGCGCGGAGGAGAGCCGCGUCUACCCGCAAAGACUUCCUCCCGAUCUAAGACUGUCUUUUGUAAACCUCAGAUCUAAUACAUGCAGUGAGGAGACCACAGGAGAGGAACCCGACCAUAGAGAAGGCGCCGCAAAGCAGAAACAUCACUGUGCUCUAUUGGACAAUGGACAGAAAAAGGAGUUGGAUUCGGAAGAAGAUGGAUGUACUCACUGCGGGGACACGGUCAGGUUUUCUCCUGACCAACAACAGCCAAGGCCCGGUGCGAAGAAGCGCACCAGAGCGGCCUUCUCUCACGCACAGGUCUACGAGCUGGAGCGCCGCUUCAGCACGCAGCGGUACCUCUCAGGUCCUGAGCGGACAGAUCUGGCGCUCGCCCUGGGUCUGACUGAGACUCAGGUUAAAAUCUGGUUCCAGAACCGCAGGUAUAAGACCAAACGGCGGCACGUGGCCGAGCUGAUGGAGUGCAGCUCACCAAAGAAAGUGGCAGUCGAAGUUCUAGUGAGGGACAAUUACCAGCAUCAGUAUCACCAUGCGAAUGAAGUACACGUCCCAAUGACUGUGCCAGUGUACCAGGCGCCUCAGCUCCAUCCCUACUAUCUGCAUUACUGCUGUCAGCCAUGGAGCAUGAACAGUAUGGUGUCUGGAUGGAGAUGAUCCAGAUGUGAAGGCUGGUUCUGGUGUUAGUUAGUGGACACUUUUCUGUAGCUUUCAAACUCAAUGAAUUUUUUUUUCCUUUUUUUUUUAAAUAAAUAAAUAAAAUCAGAAAAUAUAACCCUAUAAUUUGAUGUCACUCAUUAAAUUCUUGUUUAAUUCUAAAUCAAGACAGUUUGAGAACAUGGUCUGCAAUUUGGGGUUAUGACAUUAAAUUUGGAGAGGAAACCUGUGCUUUAGAUUUGUCAGUGAAGUUAACUUCUUUUAAAUCUUAACAAUAGAUUUCUAAGUGAUGUUAUCUCCCACAAGUUUUGAGUAAGGUAUUUAGUUAAAGUGAUUCUAAGUUACUUAAAAAAAAAAAAAACCUGUUUUGAUGUAGACAACAAAACUUCAAGUUAAAGUCAAAUGCUAUGUAAUUUAAAUGAUGUCCUUCACUUGCAUGUAAAUGAACUGCAUUUCAUAUUCUUUAUUAAAACUGAAACAAAAUUGGUCAUGUUUAUACAAAGACAUGUGUGAGGACUAAGGAAGGAAAGAAGAAGAAACAUAAGUUUUAAUGUUACGAUUAGUCCCAGUAGUAAUGCAACAUUAUUGCUGCCAAAGAAAAAGUGCCAAUAAAAUGUGGUUGAAAAGAAUCUACAGGUUAUUAUUUACAAGAUAAAUCAGUAAAUAAAUACUAAGUAAAUACAAAUGUGUUUGCUUAAAUAAAAGUCCAUUUUGUGGCAAAAAAUUGGGAGAAAAAUGUGAGAAAAAAUUAUAACGAGGUUUCUUUUAUUGUGUGUGACUAAGACUGUGACUUUUUUAUUGGUUAUUUAUUUUAUUGAUCACGUAACUCAACAUAACACCUGCAGGCACGUCCUAACUGUUCACAGAGUUUCUUGGUGUGUACUUGGGGUCGUUUUCUUUGACUGACAACACUGAAGAAAAAUGUUAUGAAUCAGUCAGUGUGCAGGAGACAGCAUGCAAAUAAUAUCACUUAUUUAAAAACUGAAGGGACACGUGAUAUCCACCAAGAAAUGCAGAUUGAUUUCAUG
Molecule: messenger RNA, 2124 nt
Organism: Solea solea (common sole)
Lineage: Eukaryota; Metazoa; Chordata; Actinopteri; Pleuronectiformes; Soleidae
Gene: nkx3.3
Product: NK3 homeobox 3
Exons: 2
Coding region: 269-1096 (275 amino acids)
Biological process (GO): regulation of transcription by RNA polymerase II; cell differentiation
Cellular component (GO): nucleus
Molecular function (GO): RNA polymerase II cis-regulatory region sequence-specific DNA binding; DNA-binding transcription factor activity, RNA polymerase II-specific
Source: RefSeq, a predicted model, not a curated record